Molecule: messenger RNA, 1314 nt
Organism: Spea bombifrons (plains spadefoot toad)
Lineage: Eukaryota; Metazoa; Chordata; Amphibia; Anura; Pelobatidae
Gene: EIF5A2
Product: eukaryotic translation initiation factor 5A2
Exons: 4
Coding region: 38-502 (154 amino acids)
Biological process (GO): positive regulation of translational elongation; positive regulation of translational termination
Molecular function (GO): translation elongation factor activity; ribosome binding; RNA binding
Source: RefSeq, a predicted model, not a curated record
CUUCUGGCGUAUCAGUACUUUGUAGACACCCAGCAACAUGGCAGAUGACAUCGAUUUUACCACUGGAGAUGCUGGGGCAUCCACCACUUUCCCCAUGCAGUGCUCUGCCCUGCGUAAGAAUGGGUUUGUGGUUCUGAAGGGACGCCCAUGCAAGAUUGUUGAAAUGUCUACUUCCAAGACUGGCAAGCACGGGCAUGCCAAGGUUCACCUUGUCGGAAUUGAUAUUUUCAGUGGUAAGAAGUAUGAAGAUAUUUGUCCUUCUACCCACAACAUGGAUGUACCCAAUAUUAAGAGAUGCGAUUACCAGCUGAUUGGUAUCAUUGACAAAUACUUGUCUCUCCUGAAUGACUGUGGUGACGUUCGUGAUGAUCUGAAGCUGCCGGAUGGUGACCUGGGAAAGGAAAUAGAAUCUAGAUUUGAAGCAGGAGAGGAGAUCAUGAUCUCAGUCUUGUGUGCAAUGAAUGAAGAAUGUGCUGUAGCCAUCAAGGCCAUGACCAAAUAAAACCGAUUCAGAGGCUCGAGCAAAGUGCUCAGGUCAAGAACAACCGAUCUUAAAUUUGGUUCUGAUUGUCACCAAAGCUAUGGCCUUUUCAAAAACCUCAUAUUUUUUUUUCAAUUUUCAGGUAUUUGCUGGAAGCUAAAUUUGGUUAUGCAGGUUAACUGGCAAUUUUCAUUAUCACUUCAGUUUAAUAAUUAAAUGCAUUGGUUAUUACCUUUUGACAUUCCUACAGGUGUUUAUUUUGAGGGUCCAACUAAACUGGCCAAACAUUUAGUAGAUAUGUCGCAUCUGUUUGCGAUGCAUAGUUUAAACCGGGCUGCUAGAAAUUGGUCACAUGCGCCUCGUGUAAAAGGUAAUAACUAAGCGGUAAUGUUAUACCUAUUCUGUAGUUUCUUGUUUGUAUAUAGUACACAAUAAGAACGACUUAAGCAAGUUUAAAUCUAAUGCAUGUUAAGUGAUUGGAGAUGCCAGUUGACUUGCUAGUUUCCUUAUCCCUCCCUUUAUAAAAAGUCCUGGUGGCCAUGUGGAAGUAAAAUGACCUCUGUACAUUUGCCGACAUGUUGGCUUGCGUAAUGCAACAAAAAAGUGUCAAAGCCUGCCUAUGGUCUAGACGGGCAACUUUGUUGGGUGGUUCUGGGUGGCAGGCGUACAUGACACAAAUGAGGGUUAGAGUUGUUAAUGCUACAGAUUUUCACUCGAGGCCUUUGUCAUUGGACUGAAAAAAAAUAAAAAUAGAAAAAUGCAGUUCAGUUGCUCUUUUUUCUUUUAUUGUAUUUAUCUUGAAAUAUUAAACAGAGUAAAGACCUUCCCAGGAA